UCGUCGUAUACGAUUGGUUAUUUUCAAAGCGCAGUUUCACGAUGCAUCGACCUAAUAGCGCUCGAGACGUAUCGAUUUGCCGCUUGAACUUCGAACGAAACGAUAUACUCGACAGAAAACGUAUUUUUCGAAUUUUAACGCGUACGAAUUGAUAUAACGUUAUCGAACCCUAUUGGAAUUUUCAGCCUAGAAAGUAGUUGUUUAUUAUUAACCACUCUAAGUGGUAAGUUGUACUUGUAUCGAUUUGUAUUUCUUUGGAAUUUCAAAUUUUUCAGUUGCUUCCAUUUAGAGAGGCGAUUUUAUUUACUUCGUAAUCGCGUCGAAUAACGAGCUCGCAACAGCGCUCCUUCUGUACUGCUUCUCUCGCGAAAAAAUUCGACUGAUCCAUGUUCCGCGAUCUAUGUUCAGGCACACUGGGCGUAUUCUUUCAAUUAUUGAUCGUACUCGGGAUUUUGUACGCUUACUGCUGCGGCUAUACCAGGAGCGUCGUCUGGACAUCGAUCUUGUGCGGCAUCGCUCCCAUCGUGUUCGCCUGCAUCAUGAUAUUCAUGCCCGAGAGCCCCCUUUUCUAUUUGUUCAAGGACGACGAGGAAUCCGCCAAGAAGAGUAUGCGAUAUUUUCGUGGACCGGACUACGAUAUAGAAGGAGAGAUCGCGGCGUUCAAAGAACAGGUACAGCUUAGUAGGCAGCAGAAGGUGAGACUAUCGGCGUUCUUGAAGAAACCGGUGCUGAAGACGAUGGGGGUUGCCUACGGAAUGAUGUUCGCGCAACAGUUCAGCGGGAUUAACGCGGUCAUUUUCUACGCCGAGACGAUAUUCAAACAGACCGGCGUCGAUAUGGAUUCCCUGUUACAGAUGGUGAUCUUCGCGGUGGUCCAAGUGAUCGCUUGCGUCGUAUCGGCCUCGUUGAUCGACAAGGUGUUUAUCGACAUCCUUCUCCGGCUCGAACGUUGUGUUCGUUCGCUCGACCGCGACAGAAUGUCUCCGUGUGUCCACCUCGAGUGGAAUCGCAACUUUCCUUACUUUCAGCUGUCUAUCUAAGUCUAUAUCUAGCUAAGUCUAUCCUUUUAUUUUCUAAAGGCUAAACGUAACGUACGAUACGUUCGAGAUUAAAAAGAAUCUUGAGCGCGUUUACAACCGGAGUUGUUUCAUAAUAAUCUUCAAGAACGCGUAACGAGCAGGAACGAGCACAGCGUUUCAAUCGUACCGAAGUUCGCGAUGUAAUGGACAAGUUGUUU
Megachile rotundata (alfalfa leafcutting bee) is the source of this 1237-nucleotide messenger RNA. It is a transcript of the gene heca, whose product is annotated as hdc homolog, cell cycle regulator. Gene Ontology annotation, cellular component: membrane. Lineage: Eukaryota; Metazoa; Arthropoda; Insecta; Hymenoptera; Megachilidae. Gene Ontology annotation, biological process: transmembrane transport; carbohydrate transport. The record is from RefSeq and is a predicted model, not a curated record. Gene Ontology annotation, molecular function: sugar transmembrane transporter activity.